Messenger RNA from Chlorella variabilis, 2835 nucleotides. RefSeq lists its product as hypothetical. Gene Ontology annotation, cellular component: endoplasmic reticulum. Bases 175 to 2835 code for a protein of 886 amino acids. Lineage: Eukaryota; Viridiplantae; Chlorophyta; Trebouxiophyceae; Chlorellales; Chlorellaceae. Gene Ontology annotation, molecular function: lipid binding. The transcript is spliced from 27 exons. The record is from RefSeq and is a predicted model, not a curated record.
GACUGUUUGGGUCACGCCGCCAGGCAGCCAAAGAGGCCGUCUAGCAAUUUGGUGCCCCAGCGCUGGGCCUGACGCCUCGGGACCCCUGUCCCAGCCCAAUUGAGCCCCCCACACGCCGAUCAAGCAAUCCACAAGCUUUAGGGGAGGGCAGGUGUCUGCGCCCUGACCUGCGACAUGGCUGGCGAGGAAACUGAGGCCGCAGCUGCAGGCAAGACAGCAGAUGCGGGCGCCACUGCAGCCGGCCAGGCCGGGGAGGGCGGCGCUGAGCUCGCCUCGGAGCUGAGCAGGCGCAUGUCCACAGCCAGGGUUAGGCUGGAUCUCGAGGAGGAGGCGGCGCGCAAGGCGGCCAAGAGCAUCCAGCUGUCGACCAUUGCCAAGGCGGCCGUCGCUGGCUGGGUGGGCAUGAUGGCUGUGGGCAUCAAGUGGCUCAACCUGGUCAGCGCCGAGCUGUUCCUGGGGUCGGCCCUGGGCGUGGUGUGGGGCAUCGGCCUGGCCGUCAUGUACCAGCUCACCAAGAAGCGCAAGGCGGAGCGCGGGCAGCUGCUCGCUGUGAUCCCGGGGGCCAAGGGCAUGCAGGAGCUGCUGCACAACAUCCCCACCUGGAUAUCCUUCCGCGACACAGAAAAGAUGGAGUGGCUCAACCGCAUCCUUGAGAAGACGUGGCCUUACUACGAUGAGGCUAUCUGCAAGACAAUCAAGGAGCAAGUGGAGCCUCUGAUGAUGAAGUUCAAGCCGCCGGGCCUCAUCAAGAAGAUCUACUUCCAGAAGCUGACCUUUGGGGAUGACCCCUUCAGGGUGGAGGGCAUCCGAGUGGACAAGGAGAACAAGGAGGAGGUCUGCAUCGAGGUGGACUACCGUUGGGCGGGCGAUGCCAACAUCUUUCUUGCCAUCGAGCUGCCGGCGGGCGGACAGGCCACCCGCUUGGUGCCCAAGGUCUCAAACCUGGCGGUCAGCGGCACGCUGCGCGUCAUCCUCAAGCCGCUGGUGCCCGAGAUCCCCGGCUUUGGCGCGGCGGUGGUGUCGCUGCGCAAGCCGCCCAUCGUGCGCUUCAGCCUGGACUUUGGAAAGUCGAUGGGCGGCGGCUACACGGCGGGGGCCAUUAAGGCCUGGCUGGACCCGUUCCUACGUGAGACGGUGUCUGGCAUGAUGCUGUGGCCGCGCCGCAUGGUGAUCCCCAUCCUGCCAGAGGCGGUGACGGGGCCGCUGGACGACCUGUACCUGCGGCACAAGGGCGCUUUGCAGAUUGACGUCGUUGAUGCACGCAACCUGCCCCGCAUGGACACAAUGGGCACAACCGAUGCCUUCCUGGAGCUCUUCACUCUGGUGGACCCCAAGAAACCAGAUUCGGUUGAGAAGACCAAGGUCAUUAAGAACACGCUCAACCCGGUGUGGAACGAGCGCCACUGGCUGCUGGUGCAGGAGCCCACCACCCAGUCGCUGCACGUGGAAUGCUUCGACCGAGACUACCUCAACGCUAAGGAGCUGGUGCGGCUGAAUGUGUUCAAGGGCGCCACCAGCCUGAUCAACGCCAAGGACUUCAUCGGGCGCUGCCGCAUCGACAUCGACGAGCUGGCAGACCGCCCCUGCCAGACGGUGGACAAGCAGAUGCCGCUGGGCAAGGGGGAGUUCUCAAACGAGGACGGAUGCGGCGGCGGCUUUGGCGAGCUGCACCUCAAGGUCACCUACUGGCCCUUUGAGCUGAUCGACUUCCACAAGGAGGCCAGCACGGGCGCGGUCAUCAUCACGCUCAUGAGCUGCGCCGACCUGCCCGCCGCCGACAUCACUACCUCCGACCCUUACGUGGAGUUCAAGCUGAACAAGGAGACGCUGAAGUCGUCGACGGUGAUGAACUCGCUCAACCCCAAGUGGACCGGCACCAGCUUCGACUUCUUCAAGGUGCCGGCCGCGGAGACGCUGGCGGUCAAGGUUUGGGACUAUGAUGCCAUGAGUAGCGACGAGCUGCUGGGGUCGGUUGAUAUCGACCUGCGGGAGGCACAGCAGGCGCCCCACGGCGACAUCACCAAAACCUGGCGCCUCGAGGCGGUGACCACCGGCUGGUUUGGCGGCAGCACGGCCGUGGACCCCAAGAGCUCCUCCACCUCCUCCAUCACCAUGCGCAUCCAGUGGGUGCCUUUCAAGUACACCACGCAGGCCGACCUGACCGUGGUAGCAGCGGCCGCCGCCGCCGCCGCCGCCGGCUGCGGGCCGCCACAGCACCGCAGCCUCAACUCGCGUGUGCGUGCCGACGUGCGGUUCGCCAUCGAGACACAGCGCAGCGUGGAGGUGCUGUGGCUGGACUUUGCCGGCGCCCCGCAGUGCUACUAUCCCCAGCAGCCCUUGCCCGGCCCUCCGCUCUACCACUGGCAGCUGGCGCAGCGGCCGCCGCCGCUGCAGGUCGCCAUCCGCGAUGCGCAGCGCGCGCCCUGGUCCCCCGCCGUGCACGCCCACGCCCCGCCCGCCUUCCGCCAGGCCGCCUCCGCGCUGCUGCUGUGCGCGCACCGCCUGCGGCGGCAGCCGGGGCAGCAGCCAAGGCAGCGGCGCGGGCCGCUGACACGCAGCCGCAGAGCGGCGCAGGCGGCAGCCCAGGCGGAGAGCGGCUGCGGCCUUACUGACCUGCCCCAGGCGAGAACCGCGGCUCAUCCAGAUGUUCUGGUGCUGGUGCUGGCAUUCGCGGCGCCCAGCAUUGUGCUGCUGAAGAAGCCGCCUGUGCCGCACGGCGUGGUGCCGGGGCUGCUGCCGGCGGGCGCCAGGGAGCACCUGUUUGAGGCGGAGGGCGGCGGUACUGGAGGAGGCGGCGGCGACGGCGACGGCGGCGGAGGAGCCGCGGAUCCAUGA